Messenger RNA from Odontomachus brunneus, 5806 nucleotides. It is a transcript of the gene Fim, whose product is annotated as plastin-2. Gene Ontology annotation, cellular component: cytoplasm; actin filament; actin filament bundle. The transcript has 4 exons. Gene Ontology annotation, biological process: actin filament bundle assembly; actin filament network formation. The record is from RefSeq and is a predicted model, not a curated record. Gene Ontology annotation, molecular function: actin filament binding; calcium ion binding. The coding region runs from base 968 to 2875 and encodes 635 amino acids. NCBI's taxonomy places the organism in Eukaryota, Metazoa, Arthropoda, Insecta, Hymenoptera, Formicidae.
AAAAACAGCAAGCAAGGAACACGUUAUUGUAGAUUAGGCUUUAAGCUUAAUCUACAAUAUGUCAUUGGCUUCCUAUUUCUUUUUCUUGAUCUUUGACUCAAAUUUCAAACCUUAAGCCUUAAACUAAAAAAAAAGAUAGAGAACAAGAGAACAGAAAGCAAAGAGCACACUGUAGAUUAGGCUUUAAACACUUAAUUCGUGUACGUUGGUCGUGUGUAUUAGAAUCUGUCUAUUUCUCUGUAGCUCCAUUUUCUCCAAAUUUCACUUUUUUUUAUUUAAUUUCCUCAUGAAUCGUAUUUGAAAACGGAAAUUUAAAAUUUCGUUCGCGACGCCACAAUAAUGGACUUGUCGAUCUCGGCCGCGAUAAUCGAUAGUCAAUUUGAUCGCCGGGGUGCUACGUUUGAAGAUGGAAUUCGGCAUACUUCAGGAGCGUGGCGCGGCGCGGCGCGGCGCCGGGCGCUUCGCGCGAGUUCGGUCGUUUCCGGCGGCGGUCGGGCCGGCGCCGCGCGCGGUGUUUGCCGCACCGUCCGUCAGUGCUCGCUGCGACUCGAACCGGGUAGGACGUUGGCGUGCGUACGUUAGCUUGGCCGGCUGACGAUAGACAAUCCUCCGUCGUGCGGUAACCCAGAGGCUUAUUAUUCACGAGCUACGCACGGAUAAGAUAGAAGGAGAGAGAGAGACGGUGCGAGCAUUUCCGCGUAAGUAACGUAACGCAGCGUUCGGUAUUCGCGACGAGUGAGAGAGAGAGAAGGAAGAGCGUUUUCGAGAAGUGCCGCACACGUUGCUUGCGUUGUGUCACGGCAUAAUACGACGCACAAGAGUCGCGCGAUCGCGAGAAGGACAGACAGGUCGAAGGAGAGAAAGAGGCCGAUCAGGAGCCGGAGGGCGUGCAGGAACGACGGAGAGACAGUGAGCGGGUUGCCGCGGAGAAAGGAAAGGCGGAAAGGAUCACGCAUAUUCGGACAACAUGGCCACCACGAUCGACGACCGGCAGGAGCUGCUGGAGCAAUUUCAAGCGAUCGACGCAAAUGGAGACGGCUUCAUCAACGUCACCGAGCUGCGGAACGCAUUGGACGUGUGCGGCUUCAAGAUGCCGGGCUACAAGGUACGCCAGAUGAUCGAGGAGUACGACGAUAAACAGCAGCUAGAGCACAAAGGUCGGCUCUCGUUCGAGGAGUUCGAGAAGCUCUGCAAGGAGCUGAAGGCCAACGAACUCGGCUCCACGUUCAAGCAGGUCGUCUCGAAGAAGGAGAACCUCGAGACUCUGGGCGGAAUCUCCGAAGCGUCCAGCGAGGGUACCACGCACUCUGUUAGGCUCGAGGAACAAUUAGCGUUCAGCGACUGGAUCAACACUAAUCUGUCGCACGAUCCCGAUUUGAAGCACCUGUUGCCGAUCGAUGCCGAAGGAAAGACGCUCUAUGAGAAAGUCAAAGACGGAAUAUUGCUCUGUAAAAUAAUCAAUCAUUCCUGCCCGGACACCAUAGACGAGCGGACUAUCAACAAAAAGAAUCUGACGCUGUACAAGAAACAUGAGAACUUAACGCUGGCUCUGUCCUCGGCCCAGGCUAUAGGCUGCAAUAUCGUAAACAUCGACGCCCACGAUCUCACGAAAGGCUCACCACAUUUGGUGCUUGGUCUGCUAUGGCAGAUCAUCCGAAUCGGUCUAUUCAACCAGAUCACUUUGGAGAACUGUCCCGGUCUGGCCACGCUUCUGCAGGACGGUGAACGUAUCGAGGAUCUGCUGAAGCUCUCUCCGGAGUCAAUUCUGCUCAGAUGGGUGAAUCAUCACCUGGAGAACGCCGGCAUCGCCAGAAGGUGUAACAACUUCCAAUCCGACAUCACGGACUCUGAGAUCUACACCUAUCUCAUUAAGCAGAUUGCACCCAGCACAGCUGGUGUCACCUUAGAGGCGUUGAUGGAACCGAAUCACAUGUCCAGGGCUGAGGUCAUGCUUCAGCAAGCGGCCAAACUAGGGUGCCGCAGUUUCGUCACACCGAGUGAUGUAGUGAACGGUAUCUACAAGCUCAAUCUGGCUUUCGUCGCCAAUAUGUUCAACAAUUAUCCUGGACUCGACAAACCCGAGAGCAACAUCGAAGGUCUAGAGUCGUUGGAGGAGACGAGAGAGGAGAAGACUUACAGGAAUUGGAUGAACUCAAUGGGCGUGAUGCCGCACGUUAAUUGGCUUUAUUCUGACCUAGCUGAUGGUCUGGUGAUAUUCCAGCUUUACGAUAUCAUCAAACCAGGCACGGUGAACUGGAAUAAAGUGCACAAGAAGUUCACCAAGCUCAGGAAAUUCAUGGAAAAAUUAGAGAACUGUAAUUACGCUGUCGAACUAGGCAAGCAGAUGAACUUCUCAUUGGUGGGCAUUGCUGGGCAGGAUCUCAACGACGGAAAUGCGACACUCACGUUAGCACUGAUCUGGCAAUUAAUGAGAUCGUACACCUUGUCGAUUUUGACAUCUUUAGCCGGCACCCAAGGCAGCACCCUCGUCGAAAAGGAAAUAGUCCAAUGGGUCAAUUCAAAACUGCAAGCAGCGGGCAAGUCCAGCAGUAUUAAAGGAUUCCAGGAUUAUGCGAUAUCAGACGGCAAGGUCGUAAUCGAUCUCAUCGAUGCCAUCAAGCCUGGCUCGGUGAACUAUGAUCUCGUGAAAGAAGGCGGAACCGAGGAGGAGAGCCUGGACAACGCGAAGUACGCGAUAUCCUUGGCCCGGAAGUGCGGAGCGCGCGUUUACGCGCUGCCAGAGGACAUCACCGAAGUGAAGCCGAAGAUGGUGAUGACUGUGUUCGCCUGCCUAAUGGCAAUGGACUACAUCCCCAACAUGGACUCCGUGAAGAACCAGCAGAACAACAUGAACAACAUGAACAACGGCCAAUAAUGUCGCGCCACCCACAGCGACGACGUGUUCCCACCUCCACGUGCCGUCACUUUUGUACACAACGGACUUUCGACUGGCGACGGGUCACGCCUUGCGUCUCUUCCACGAGCGUAAUAACUGUAUAUAUGUAGGCUAGGUUAGCUUGUUCUUUCGAAGAGAGAGUCUACUAGGAAAGAAUCCACAAGACGAGAAGGGGAAGCCCCUAGGAAAUCCCGACGACGACGAGAUCGGUUCUCGUUCGCUCAUCAAACGAGUAUCGCGAGCGUAUACGGAUUCGUUUUCGCAUUCCAUUGUCACUCGUGAAGUAACUGUGCCGAUAUCGGAUACAGGAUGUUAGUCUGACUUCCCGAUUUCCGUCGUUAGGCUGGACUGAUGGGCUAGAGGAAUUCGUGAAGAGAAGCGAGAAGAUUGCGUUAUAUAUUUAGUUGGGUGAGGAAAAUGCGUUACCGUGAAUCUUGGAUAUCUUUCGAUUGAGAAAUUUAUGUAUAACAUCUCGACGUAUGCUGUAUGUACGUAUGUAAUAAUUCUGCCAUUGGAUAAAGCGGCAUUAACGGUACUUUGGGUGUGUGAACUUGAAAAUUAAGAGACACUUUAAAUAGACAGGCUCUCGUAGGCGUUGAAACGCGACGACGGAUACAUUGGAUACAAUGCUUCGGACCGGUCUCGGGGUAUCCAAGGUACACGAUGGGUCCAGUAUUUUUUUCGUGCCAGAAGUAUGUCUUUUCUUACGAUACAGACGGAAACCGCGCGGGCAAAUCGUCGUUGCCGCAUCGGAUUGCCGUUACACGAGCUCUCGACACUUUUCUACGACGUGCGACUGAUUAUCGUGUCUUACCCGCACCAACGUGGGAUUCUCCUUCUCCGUUGUUUUAGCAACGAUCAUAUCACUCGUUUCCACACUACUCGGUGUACCGCGGCAGAUUUGUAUAAAUCGAUUUUAUACCGAAAGAACACUUCGCCGCGAAGCGACCAAAUAGAGAGAGCACAUUAGGAACGACGUCGCGAGAAAUAUUCCCUGUGCGCGUUCGCAAGUAUUUCCCACCAUACAACAAAGCGCCUCGGACCUUGAAUCGCGACGUGAUUGAAAAGCAGUUCGAAUGCGCGUGAUGCAAUCAAAAUGUCGAAUAUUCAAGUACAAGAUGAGCGAUGAUCUCCCCCUCGAAAUUUUUCCUCGAAGAAAUUCCCGUCGAAAACUCAAAGGUACCGGGGUGCCCCGCGUACAUUUUCACCGGGCAGAUCGUCGGGCGCGUACUAGAUACCCAGAGUAUUCACCGAGAUAGUUUAAUGCUCGAAUUAUACAGCGCAGUCGUGAAAUAUACACUUAAUACGAGGUAUACAUACGAGUUUGAUAUAGCGAUAGACGUAAAAGAUUUGUGAUGUAUUUAAACUGUUAUAUUUUACACACCACACACGCUCUCAGUGAAUCACGUGAUGUCUGUCGGUAACGGUCUAAUCUCUUUUUUGGCUCCGUUGUGUCGUCUGUUAGCGGAUUUUACAUCCAGCGUGAUUCGCGCGCACGUGAAGCCUAUACCAAAUUCCCAUACGUCGUAUUUUACAAACGCAUCGCCACACACGAGGAUACCGAUAAAUUUUUCUACAUUCCGCGCGGCUCUAACCGAAAGAGAAGAAUUGCAGUUUCUGGGAUAAGUAGGUGAGGAGAAAGAGAGGAAGGAGGAAGGCCUUUAAAUGCUUUAUCUUUGAAAUUUGCUGUUUCCACGCUAUUAGCGAGAUAAUAUCUUCUAUGUCACUAAUCAUAUAUAUUCAAGAGGCGUCAGUCGAUGAUGAGUCGAUGAUUCUCGCCGCCGCAGGUGACGAAAACGAUGCGGCAGGACGCGAUAAGGCAGAAAAAAAAUAUUAUAAUCGUGCCAUUGUGAGUAGCCGAGGUAAAACGCGAUCCGAUGUUUGCAUGGUAUCUAUAAUCGAUUCGGAUUAAAAAGAAGAAAGAAACGUACUUACGCAUCUAACUCUAGCGAACGCUGAAACGAUAUGUUCGCGAAAAUUAAUCGCGAGGUUAAAAGGAAAUGACUGAAACUCUUUUUGAUGAUUUUUUUCAGAGCGUUAAAGCCUGUGUUGUAUCGCAUAUAUUUGUUAAAUUUGCGCUCGCGUCAAAUUUUAAAGACUGCCGUGUAAGAGAGGCAGGGGGUUAACACGGACAUUUAUUAGAAACGUAGCAUACUUUUGCGGUCGAAUAAGUUUCACUGACUUAAGUUACGACGGAUCAUUGGUUACAUAUUAUCUACAACUGUUAGGCUGAUUAGUUGCGUUGCGAGGUACGAGAAAAUUGUCUAUAUAUCGAAUAUGUGUAAGACAAGAAGUGCAAUGUGUGUAUUAUCGAUUUGUAUAUAUCGAUUUGCAUUGAUCCUCCAAAUUUAUUCAAUUUGUUGUCAUUAGAUUCAUUGUGUGUCUUUUCAAGGUAUGGCAUUAUUGUCCCGAGGAGAGAGCAAACGGGAAUAGCUAAAUAGACGUGUGACUACAAUGUGUUGAUUGUAACGUGUAACACGUAGGAAGAUAAAGGGAAAGGAAUGUUAUUCGAGAAAAAGGGAGAAGCCGAGGGAAUGGAAUUACACGAGACGCGAGCUCGAAGUGUUUGCGUCGGUUUAGAUCAACGCAGAAUUGUGUUGGAUUGAAUACGCGCGACUCCUAAAUUUUCGAGGGCCAUUUGCAAUUCGACUAAUUAGAGCUAAGUAUAUCGCGAUCAAUGAAAUAACUUUGAAUUCGCGAUAAUCAUUGUAUACGUAAAUUUCACGUAUAGACACACACGCGCACGCACACGUACGUAUAUACGCACACUCACGACACGUGUAUUCAAUUUCUCUCUCUGUGUGUGUGUAUAUAUAUGCGCGUAUGCGUAUGUGAACAUGAACAUGCGUCCAUCGUUCUAGUUAUAAUUUAAUGUACGCGUAAUUUAAAUAAAACAAAAUUUAUUAUGUA